GAACCUUGACAGGAGAGGACUCUACAGCGGGAGGCUAAGGCAGGACAAGCGUUUAGUUUAGGGCGUCCCGCUCUGACGGGGAGCUCGAGCUGCUGAGAUUCGGAGGCCGCGCUGGGCCUGCCUGGCCGAGGGUCCCAGCGGGUCUGAGAGUUGAGGCAUGUUUUCGCACGCGGUAACACGCGCCCUGCGCAAGAACAAGACGCUCCGUUACGGAGUCCCCAUGUUGUUGUUGGUUGUUGGAGGUUCUUUUGGUCUUCGUGAGUUUUCACAAAUCCGUUAUGAUGCUGUGAAGAUUAAAAUUGAUCCUGAAUUAGAAAAAAAACUGAAAAUGAAUAAAGUGUCACUGGAAUCAGAGUAUGAGAAAAUAAAGGAUUCCACUUUUGAUGACUGGAAGAAUAUUCGAGGACCCAGGCCGUGGGAAGAUCCUGACCUCCUCCAGGGACGAAAUCCAGAAAUCCUGAAGACUAAGACAGCUUGACUAUGCUGAUUCCUUUUUUUUUUUUUUAACUUAAAUAAAAUGUUAUCAGUGGAAUUCCCAGUACAUACUCGUAUGUGGUGGAAAGAAAAUUUCAGAUCUGUAGAAGCCAGGAUGUGAGUAAUUUGAUGACAGAUAAUCUUGAUUAAAAAAUCAAGUACAGGUUUUUUGCUUCCCAGCUCUGCCAUUUGCAAAUGAAAGUAACAGUGUCAACCACAUAUAUUUAAUACCAUUCAGUAAAAAAUAGGAACACUACUACUUACAAAUUGUCAUUUUUUUACACUCCCAAAUAUGCCCAUAUUCCUUUUCCACCAGCCACUGGGGCAACAUUUUGAUAUUUCAUUCUGAUUCCUAAUGAGAAUAGUAGGUCUGGAUCCAGCUUUUCAUAGUAGCACCAAACAGUGAUUUUAUGUCAAACCUACCUAGGAGAGUACUAUUGGCCACAGUGUGAUAAGAAUCUUGUUUUUAUUCAUAAUAUUUCACGUGGUAUGCUAAUCAGUCUCUGAAGCAUCACUUUAAUGAUUGUAUUGAUACUAUCAAAACGUGUUAAGAAACUUAUAUUGUUCCUGGUUGAAAUAGAAGUGACAAAGUAGUAUAUAUUAUAUACAGAUACGGCAAAUUUGUUUAGGCAAUCUACAGUUGAAUACAGUUUGGGAAACACUGAUUUAAGGUGUGCUUUAUACCUUGCAUGCAAACUGACUGUAGUUUUUUUGUUGAUUUUUUUUUAACUUUGUAUUUGCUAUGAUCUAAAUUAGAGAUAGAGAUAGAAUUGAUGAAAGUUAUUUUGUAUCAGGUUGGCUAAAAAUUUGGUUUGGGUUUUUCCAUAAGAUGGCUCUAGUAGCGCUUAAUCGUCUUUUAACUUCAUUCAAAACGACUUUGUUAGAUUGUGUUGUGAUAGCUGUCAUAUCAACGUGCAUUAAAAAAACAAAAUUGGUGAAUCUUUGUGUAGCCAUUUUAAUAUUGAGGAUGGAAGAAAAUAUGCAGCAUUCUGAGCAUGUUAUGUUUUAUUAUUUCAAGAAAGGGAAAAACGUAAUUGAAACACACAAAAAGGAUUUGUGCAGUGUGUGGAGAAGGUGCUGUGACUGAUAGAAAAUAUCAAAAGUUGUUUUCAAAGUUUCAUGCUGGUGAUUUCUCGCUGGACUGAACGCUCCAUGGUCAGGUAGACCAGUUGAAGUUCAUAGCGAUCAAAUCGAGACAUUAAUUGAGAACAAGGAACAUUAUACCAUGUGGGAGAUAGCUGACAUACUCAAAAUAUCCAAAUCAAUAAAGUUAUUGGUGAAAAUGAAAAA
Messenger RNA from Pteronotus mesoamericanus, 1764 nucleotides. Its product is annotated as cytochrome c oxidase assembly protein COX16 homolog, mitochondrial. Gene Ontology annotation, cellular component: mitochondrial inner membrane. The transcript has 4 exons. The coding region runs from base 158 to 478 and encodes 106 amino acids. Gene Ontology annotation, biological process: mitochondrial respiratory chain complex IV assembly. NCBI's taxonomy places the organism in Eukaryota, Metazoa, Chordata, Mammalia, Chiroptera, Mormoopidae. The record is from RefSeq and is a predicted model, not a curated record.